AGAGUUUGUUGCUCUCGCUCUAUGCACAAUAAAGUCCACUUUGUCACUUUCACAUAAGGUUAGUGAUUCCUGAGUAAUGAAAUUAUCUGUGGUACAUCAUGUGCCCCUAAUAUAUUGCAGUGUUUUGUAUCCUGUGCUGUCUUUAUCUCUUCACAAGGAAUGGAAGGAAUGAAUAACACUUCACAAUCAAUGGGAGUUGGGCAACCUCACCAUCCAGUAAACCACACCAGACCAUUUUUCUAUGUUCAUCCACCAUCUCAGCCUUAUUACAUGUAUCAAUGGCCCAUGAAUCCCUAUGGACACUAUGGGUUUCCAGGGCCAGCAGCUUUGCAUUAUAGUCGGCCUUACAUGGCCCCUUAUCAGUUUAUGCAGUACCCUGGGUACGUGAUUCCACAUGCACCCGUGCAGCCAGUUGAUUACAGAAGAAUCAACCCUCACUUUCCCUCAGUUGCCUCGUAUGACUUGCGAGUCCGCCACCACUUUCAGCAUGCGGCUAUGCAGCGGGAAACCGCCUGUUCUGAAGUCCAAACCGAUCCGAGUGAUUCAGUCAACAAACUGAUGGACAAAAUUGAGAGUCUCAAGGUCUGUGAACAAAAAGCAGGUGACAAAGGGGCUAACGUGGUGGUCUCCUCUACCCCUGACGUGAUUCAGGGAGAGAAGCUGAUAUCUAUAAAUGAAGAGUCCAAGUUGGAACUUCCUUGUCAGGAAGGCAAGGAGGAACUGGUUAAUCAAGUCAGGCCCACAACCUACAGUGACUCUGCAUAUGAUGGUGAGUCUAGCCAGGGCAGACUGGAUGAAUGUGUGUUAUCAGAUGUCCUGCCUCUUGACAGUUCCUCAGUCCACGAGGAAGAGGAUGUUGUGGGAGAUGACCACCAACAGAGUGUUUCUGAUGAAACGUCCUGCCAAAAUGACAAGUCUCCAACCAGUACCACUGGCAAUGUGUUUUGUAGUGGUGUGAUGAGCACUACAGGUCCAACAGAGAGCCAUGAUUUUGAGAUACCUGACUUGCGUGGUGAUGCGCCCUCUGAUUUUGAGCAGGUACAGAAUAUUUCUUCUGAUGUAGCUGCGGCUGCAGAACCUCUGAUAAACUUGUCUGAAGAUUUUGAACUGCCUCAUCAAAUUCUCCGCCUGCCCUGCAACAAGGCAACAACUGGCCUCAGUCUUGAACGAGAGAUUGAUCCACUUGUGUACUUUGAGUCUCCUUCUACUCUGUCUGCGCAAAACUACUUGUCCGCCAUUGGCGGUGCAUAUUCUUUUAGCUACUACCCUCAAGUGGUCCAAGAGCGCCAGAGUGUUCUGAGUCCAUCCAUAGAUGAGCUCUCCUCGAGAGAUGAAAUAUUUUCUACCGAUGCAGAGGAUCUCGAGCUCAUUCCUGGACACGUGUAUGUGAGUGGAGGCAGACUGGCUGAAACCAGUGAGGUGCAGGUUCGCUCUCGAAAAGAGCUCUUGAGUGCAGAGAAACCUUGCUUUGUCUCCCAGAAAACAUGUGCCUGUUGUGGCUCGAGCUUGCAGGAUGAGGUACAAAUGUGCAAAUUGCCAGAACACUGCAGCCAUUCUGAACGUGACCUCGCCAAUGAAGUGUCUGAUCAAGAAUGUGAGUAUGCCAUUGAAGGAGAGGUUCGGAGUAAUUGUGAGUCUCCAAGGGUGUCCAAGAGGAAGGGUUGCAGCAGGCAUGCACUGCCCCUAUGUGGUCAUCACUGUGCCAAGCACAGACACAGAAAGUUGGUAUGUGAGGGACAGGAAAGCUGUGAGCUGCGUGAGCAGGUUCGGGUGCAUCCCAAAGGGGACUGCUGUGAGGAACAUGGCCCUCUGGCUAAAGCAGAUAAGAGAACUCCGAAGGGUUCCUUGUGCUGGCCUUGUAUUGAUCGACAAUGGCGAGAGGGUGUGCCUGACCAAGAGACCUGGGCAAGCUGUGGUGCAAAGCCAAGGUCCUGGAGGCAAGUUACUGGGUCUCAAGAUCAAGGGAGAACGCCAUUGAGAAGGCCUUGUAAGACUCUCCUCCAGCAGAGGCUAAGAAGUGAUUAUGAUAACUGUGAGACAGAUUUCACCUACUGCCAGAGGGGCAGAGGUGCUAUGAAGAAAAGGGGCACAAGAUACUAAACCAUUAUGCACUGCUGUAAUACUUAAAUGUAUUGUGUAAAAUGCACCAUGAAAUGUACACAUGGACACUGUUCUUUACUGUAUGUAACUGAAAACGUAUGACAGUGAUGUACACCUUGCUGCAUUUCCAACGCUCAAGUUCAUUUUCUAUUUUGAAUGCAAUUCAUUUUUGAAUGCAUUCAUCUUAAUCUAGACCUGGACUGCUCUCUUUGGACCAUGCCUUAUCUCAUGCCCGCAUGACCUCUUUCUGAUGUGGUGUAGCUCUUGCGCAUCAUCGUGAGAGCUCUGAAUGUUGAUAUGGUCAAGGAAUGGUCCACUGAGACCAGUUUCAAAUAUUGGGCACUGGAGAUGCAGCUGGUUAAGGGGUGAUGCAAAAAAAGGGAAAAGGGGAAGCUGUAAAAUAAAAUGGACAGUUUGGCUGCUCUUAGUCCAGAUGUCUUUUGUUUUUAUUACCAUGCCAUUUUUAUACAUUGCAGUGUAAUGUUGCUACAUGUAGCUGUACAGUGUUAUUGUGUCAUUAAAGUAUCAUUGC
Molecule: messenger RNA, 2632 nt
Organism: Triplophysa rosa
Lineage: Eukaryota; Metazoa; Chordata; Actinopteri; Cypriniformes; Nemacheilidae
Gene: buc
Product: bucky ball
Exons: 7
Coding region: 160-2100 (646 amino acids)
Source: RefSeq, a predicted model, not a curated record